Molecule: messenger RNA, 1343 nt
Organism: Octopus sinensis (East Asian common octopus)
Lineage: Eukaryota; Metazoa; Mollusca; Cephalopoda; Octopoda; Octopodidae
Product: zinc finger protein 98-like
Exons: 2
Coding region: 1-1029 (342 amino acids)
Biological process (GO): regulation of transcription by RNA polymerase II
Molecular function (GO): DNA-binding transcription factor activity, RNA polymerase II-specific; RNA polymerase II cis-regulatory region sequence-specific DNA binding
Source: RefSeq, a predicted model, not a curated record
AUGACUGAUUUUACUGAUGAGCUGUCCAAAGAUAUAGAAAAUGCAUCAUACCACUGUGAUAUCUGUGGAAAGUCCUUUUCUCAAAAAGGUCAGCUCAGAGUUCACAAACGUAUUCAUACAGGAGAGAAGCUAUAUCACUGUAUUAUCUGUGGUAAAUCAUUCUCUGUAGGAUGUAGUAAAUCAUUCUCUUGCAAAAACAGCUUAACUACUCACAAAUACAUUCAUACAGGAGAGAAACCAUUUCCCUGUGACAUUUGUGGUACAUCAUUCUCUCAAAGAGGACACUUAACUACCCACAAACGCAUCCAUACUGGAGAGAAACCAUAUGGUUGUGGUAUAUGCGGUAAAUCAUUCUCUCAAAAUGGUGAUUUAACUAAACACAAACGUAUUCAUGCAGUUGAGAAGCCAUAUGACUGUGAUGUCUGUGGUAAAUCAUUCUCUCAAAAUGACCAGCUAACAGCACACAAGCGCAUUCAUACAGGUGAGAGGUCAUGUAACUGUGAUAUCUGUGGUAAAUCAUUCUCACAGACUCAUCACCUAACAGCACACAAGCGCGUUCAUACAGGGGAGAGGCCAUAUACUUGUGACAUCUGUGGUAAAUCAUUCUCUCAAAACGACCACCUAACCAAACACAAACGCAUUCAUACGGGAGAUAAGCCGUACAACUGUGGUGUCUGCGGUAAAUCAUUCUCGCAAAGCCCUCAUCUAACCAAACACAAGCGAAUUCAUACUGGAGAGAAACCAUAUCAAUGUGAUGUCUGUGGUAAAUCGUUCACUCAAAAUCAUGAUUUGACUAAACACAAGCGAAUUCAUACCGGAGAGAAGCCUUAUAAUUGCGAUAUCUGUAACAAAUCAUUCUCUCAUACAGCCAGCUUGACUACACAUAGACGCAUUCAUACAGGAGAGAAGCCAUAUCAUUGUGAUAUCUGUGGUAAAUCCUUCUCUGUACGAAUUAACCUAACCAGACACAAAUACAUUCACACUGGAGGGAAAUCAUGUCACAAAGCGUCCAGAAGUUCUAAAGUUUGAACAUUGAAGUAGUGCUUGCAUAAAUAUAAUUGCACGUUUCCUAUCAAGCUUGCUUGCUGUGCUGUCCUGGGUGAGCAUUUCUGGAAUUAAUUUGCUUCUGACUGAUAUGAAAAUGGCAAAUGAAGAAACACCCAGAUAAAUUUGUAGCACAUAGACAUAUGCAUGUGUUUUGUGAAUGUGAACAUUAGAAAAUCGACAGAAUGAAAUGUUAAGGUGGCGAGCUGGCAGAAACGUUAGCACGCCGGGCAAAAUGCUUAGCGGUAUUUCAUCUGCCGCUGUGUUCUGAGUUCAAAUUCCGCCGAGGUUGACUUUGC